AUGUCCUCCUUCGAAUUGACUAAACAUCACCAAGACAACAACAUGACCGUCUCGGAUUCAAGUCCCACUGUCUCAUCAUCAGCGGCGGCACCACGUGGUCUCGACCAUGCUCCUCAUCAUCUCCUCUCCGAAAUGAUGACCAACAUUGGCGUGAGUGUUGCCGAUCUAUCGAAAAAACAUGUCGUCCUUCUCAUCUUUCUCCGAUACUUUGGUUGUGUCUUUUGUCAGAGAAAUAUUGUUGAAGUGGUGAAUUGUCUCUCAAGUUUAAUCAAAUUCAAUUGUGUGCCUGUCUUUGUGCAUCAGGAAAGUGAGGAAGAAGCGAAUAAAUUCUUCUCCGAGGAGGGAAUGCCUCAACCUUUGAAAGUGGCUGAUCAUGAAGAGGAGAAAUUACAGAAUUCUCAUCGAUCCAGUGCUGGCUCAAUCCAUGAUGAAGAGAAUACCUUGAACAAUAAUGGAAAAGAGAGUCAUCGAUUGACUCAUCUUCCUCUGCAUAGUCGAGCGGAGUUGAUGAAAAAGUUUCUCCGAGUUUCCGAUCCGGAAGGAAAUUAUUACUAUCAAAAAUUUGGAAUCAAGACGAGUUCCAUGAGUGAUUUCUCAGGAAACAUCAAGACCAUACUCGAGACCAUUCGAUUGUCCGUCACACAGGGCUACAAGAUGAGUUCGAAUCUUUCCGAAAGAGCCUCUCGAACUCAAUUGGCAGCCACGUUUGUGGUGGCUCAUGGUAAGAUUGUGAAUCAGUAUUUUAAUGAGACGGCCUAUGUCGUGCCAGAUGUGUUGGAAAUUUUGUUGGAUUUGGAAGGAAAAUCGAGUGAUAAUGUAUUUGAAUUGUUACAACAUGUUGAAGAAGAAAAAGUGACAUCUGACCUUGAGGAGAACAAAGUUUGUUCAUUCAUGGAUGCAUCAUCCCAUACUAAAGAACACGAAGAUCAAUCGAUUAGUACUUCUAAAAAAGCAUCUCCAUCCAUGGUUUCACAUAUUAAGGAAUUGGAACAAAACUUUCCAACAGCAAAGAAUAUUCUUGGAGGUACCAAUCCAUCAUUUACCACAAUGACCACUGCAACAACUACUGGAACUGCACGAACGACCACAACGAUGACAACGACGAACACGAACAAGAAAAAGUACAAAACCAACAAAGAAUCUUCCUCCUCAUGUCUUUUUCGUGGUUCUCACAACAGAAACUCAACGCAAAUGGAUCCUUCCAAAUUAUUAACACUCGAAAAAGUCUUACUGAAUGAUGACUAUCGAAAAGUAUUCAAAUUAUUUGCUGCAAAAUUGUAUGCAGUGGAGAGUUUAUUGUUUUGGGAACAAGCCACACGUUAUCAGAACACUUCGAAUGAGAAAACAAGAGAAAAAGCAGCUCGAGUGAUUAUUGACACUUAUUUGGAUCCAAAUUCUCCAUUGGAAAUUAAUACAUCAUCUACCAUGAAACAUCUCGUGUUGAAUCGAUAUGAAAAAGAAGGUUGUGUGAUUCAUUUGUUUGAUGAACUCAUUCGAAAUAUGGAAUCUGAUUCGAUCAUGGACACGUAUUUGAGAUUUUUGGAAAGUGAUCUUUGUAAAGAAAAAAUAUUGAAAAACAAAUUGAAUAAGACAUGA
Naegleria fowleri is the source of this 1596-nucleotide messenger RNA. RefSeq lists its product as uncharacterized. The record is from RefSeq and is a predicted model, not a curated record. The transcript has a single exon. NCBI's taxonomy places the organism in Eukaryota, Heterolobosea, Eutetramitea, Acrasida, Naegleriidae. Bases 1 to 1596 code for a protein of 531 amino acids.